AUGAAUCGUUUCCUCACACGCAAGAAGACCGAGGCCGCACUCGAGAGCCCCGAUGGCCCGCCGCCGACAAGCAAGAAGACCAAGAAGGGCAGGAAGAAUAAGGAGGAGGAGCAGCCCAAGCCGCAGCUAGACCUGUCCCAAGCUCUGCCAUCGACGGACAAUUUUCGGACCAGCCUCCUUAUGCCCAACCUUUCGGCGCGAUUCAGCAUGCUCAGAGAGCAGGAUGAUCCAGAGUCGAAAUUGGGUAAAGCAAGCGACGAUAGCGUUCUGUUCUCCAAGCGCCAGUCACGGCUAACGGACUUUGGCUUUAAUUCAGCAGGCUUGACGGACAUCGCUGAAGUCGCUUCCAUCAACGAUUCCAUCCGGCCUCCCUUCCUCGCCGGAAGGUCUGGCUCUAUUGACUAUGGUACCGAUGACGGUGAUUCUAUCCACAGCGGAAGCGUUAUGAGCCGGUCACGUCCAGGUGAAGGCAACGUCCUUUUUGGUGGCCGUCAGAAAGUCUACAUGGGCAAUCGAGCCCUGUACGAUGAUGAUGUAGGCAUGUCGGCAUACCAGCGGAUGCGGGCCGAAGAACGUCGGAAGAAGCGUGAAGAAGAGGGGUUUGAAGAUGGCCAGGAUGAAGAGGAGGAUGAGGAGCCAGAAACCCCCGCGCACGAACUCAAGCAUGCAUCGUCGUUCUCCGGAUCUCUUCGUCGCCGCGAAACCGCUUCUUCGACGGCGUCUGGAGCUGGCGCCCGUGCUUCCACAGCUGCAACUUCGAUCGCCUCGCAGGGCGCCAAUGCCAUUCCACCGCCGUCGGCAUCCAGCCUGGAGCGUUCCGGCACCAAGGGCAGGAGACUUUACGACCAAGGUCUCGAUAGAAACUUUGGCGAGGGAAACUCCGCAAUAAGCAGACUGAACUCUCUCCAGAAGCAACGGACCAUGACCACUGGACGCGCGACUCCUCCGCUUACCCAAACAAGAAGUGCAACGAAUCUUAGCGACCGCUUCAACCGUGGUAACCAAUAUCGUGCAGCCAGCCCACCGCCAUCUGCGCCUUUGGCCAACAUGGGAAGUUUCAAGGCAGCGAUCGAUGGUGAUUCGCAGCAGUCAAGCCCGGUUGUCGCAACAUCCUCUCCGACCAGCCCGUUCCCUCCCAUCAGUCCUUUGGAUGAGAAUAACCCGCUCGCCUCGGCCAUUCAGCCCGGAGACCGCGGCAAGGCGACUGCCAUGGGCGCGUUCCAAAAGCCAGCACGGCAGUUCGAUGAGACCCAGUAUUUGCAACGGCAAAAGCAGAUGCUGCAAGGUCGGGAUACUCCGCCGCCGAGAAAACCUUCACGCUCGCCACAGAGAGCUGUUCAGGAGAGACUCAACAAAUUCGAGAUGAAGAGCAAGGAGCCGGAGGUGAUACUCAAGCAACCUCCUGCGACGUCCAAGAACGUGUCGGACGCUCGGAAAAGACUCGACGCGCUUCGCACUGAGAUCGCGGCUGAUUUGGAUGACCUCAGACCCUCAUCCGAUUCGGAAGACGAGCCUGAGAAGAAGGUCGAAGAACGUCCUGGCCGUAGCCGCUCUCGAACGAACUCCAGCAGCCUGGUGCCCUCACCUCCCAGGGUUCCAGCUUCGCCUGCGAUGCCUACCGCUUUCCCCUCCCCCGUUUCGCCGCCAAAGCAGGCAUUGCCUCCUACGCCGAACUCACCAUCGAGGCAGAAGCCGGCUGCUAAGCCUGCUUCUCCACCCAGGAGAAUCUCAGAGGACAGGAUGCCUCCCGAGCCGGCGUCACCUGAACUGCCCGUGAAGAAAUCAGCCUUCUCUGUUUUCCAGCGCGCGAAGCAGCAAAUGCAAGCUAAGGCCAGCGAUGAGCCUGCUCAGGAGAGCCCCGACAGGGGACAGAUGACUUUCUUCUCCUCCCGCAACUCGAGCGACGAUGAGGACGACGAUGAUGUACCCGAGGUCCAACCCCUACGAUCUCCCGUAACUCGGACGGGGUCCAGGCCUGGGAGUAAGCCGCAAAGUCCUAUUGCUUUCAGGAGCAAUCAAGCUUCUUCUGCUAGCGUUUCACCGGCGCUUCGUUCGCCUCCGCCCGCGCAUGAACAUCCUGCGUUGCGUUCGUCUCCUAGUCUUGCGUCUCCCGCCUCGCGUGCCUCUGAGAACAUGCUGCAAGCCCUCAACUCGCCGCGAGAAUCAGAAGGCAAGUCGUCGGUCUCCACCAUGGUCAAGUCCGACGCAACGGAUCUCGACUCCCCGACUCUUGGUCCCGAAAACGGUGGGCUCAACGGCAUGAUUCGGCAGCACCUGCGAAACCAAAGCCAGCAAAGCGGCGUAUCCUCGGAGUACGAUAACGACAGGGAGGACUUUGACGACAACGACCACAGCAAAUCUAGCCACUUGACGGCCGAUUCUAUGAUUUCUGACACUCCCGGCCAUUCUAGCUAUAGCCACUCGAACCCUUGGGAUCUGGAGGAUUUGGAUGGCAGUUACUAUGGUGAGGCAGACAGUUUGAGCUCCGUCAGCCCCGUCGACGGGUCGAGAUGUCAGACUCAACCGUUCCCCAGGCCCGGUCCCAGCGCGGUACCGCAUCGCUCAGAGCCUCCAAAGGAAGAACAGUUGGACCGUGAACAAGUCGCGCCUUGGGAGCAGGAAAUGAAAUCCAAACACAGCAGGAAUGUCAGCCAUACCACUCUUGCGGAACGCGAGGCAUUCCAGAAGGACCUCGAGGAAAGACAGAAGGCCAUUCAGGAGGCUCUGAGGAGCAAAAUGGACGAGAGCCGCUCUGGCAGCCCAACGCCGAGUAUGGGUGGGGCAAUGAAGGCAUUCGGCAUGCUUCGCAACAAGUCCAGCCGUGAUACCCUCGCCGGUCGUCAGCCUGCAAGCUCCAAGGCAAUCAACAUGCUUGGAAUGGGUGCGAACGCCAGCAGCGCUUCUCUCUCCCGGACAAGCGAGGAUCAUCUGAAGAGGCAACGGGAGAGACUAGCAAAUAGCCCUAUGCCUUCAGACGACGACUACCGCAAGGAGUUUGAGGAUCGCCUGGCUCGUGGCGCUAGCGGCAAUGAUCACUCGAGCAAGAGCCGUUCUCCGUCGGCGAGCCGUGGAGAACGCAGCAGGUCGAACUCGACGAUUUCUGCAGUGUCUGGUCGAUCCCGGAGUCGUACUGGUCGGCGCGAGUCCUCGGACCAGACGCCUCCCCCUAUUCCAUCCCAGAUGCCGAGGGGUGUUGUGCCUAGUCCUGAUUCGCUGCCUUCCUCGUCGCCUGUCGUCGAGCCACCGCCGAAUCCUCCGGCGCUACGCAUGCGAAGCAGCAGCAGACCUUCCCCGUCUGGCUAUUUCGAUCAGAAGUCGCUGCACCCCAUCCAGACUGGCCUAGCUAACGGUACGUCGCACAUCGCACCUGCCUCGGCCGGAACCACGCCCCAUGUUUCGCCUGGUUUCGCUCCAGGUCGCUCGCCCGUUGCUCCGGGAAGCAAGUCUGCGGGCCACAGCCCCGGUAUCGCUCCAAUGGCAGCGAAGGCCGCCACUUUCGCCGCGCACUCGAACCAUUCCUCUCCGGCGAUCGCCUCAGCGCCUCCGCCCCGUCGCAUUGUUGGUGUUCCUCCGGAGCGCAAGAAGUCUAUUGCCAAAUCUCUCAUUUCCGAGCCCUUGUUCGUUUCUUCGACUUCGGUGGUCGACACGAUUGAGCUCCCGGCGGGUGCUUCCCUGAAGAAUGGCAUGGGCGAGGGAGCGCCUCCUUUGCCUCCGAUUAACCCCAUGCGCCGGCGUUUCGGCUUUGGUCGUUCCGACUCCUCCAGCACCACGACCUCGGAUGGCAGGCCCAGCACCGAAGAUGGAGACAGCAAAAGUCGCACGAGGAUGCGGAAGAGUAGCAACCCGUCGCUCUUCCGUUCUUCGAACCACAGCAACGAGGAUCCGCAACCCAUGAGGCCGCCUCCGGUCGAAGAAGGCGCCAUGUUCUAG
This is a messenger RNA of Diplodia corticola, 3930 nucleotides long. RefSeq lists its product as uncharacterized. The transcript has a single exon. NCBI's taxonomy places the organism in Eukaryota, Fungi, Ascomycota, Dothideomycetes, Botryosphaeriales, Botryosphaeriaceae. The coding region runs from base 1 to 3930 and encodes 1309 amino acids. The record is from RefSeq and is a predicted model, not a curated record.